This is a messenger RNA of Sphenostylis stenocarpa, 180 nucleotides long. NCBI's taxonomy places the organism in Eukaryota, Viridiplantae, Streptophyta, Magnoliopsida, Fabales, Fabaceae. The record is from the annotation of a GenBank genome assembly.
AUGGCUCAACCGGCCAUGAGCGAACAUUGUGAUGGUGUUGUGAAUGAACGUCACGCACGCAUGGUUGAGUUCAUUGAAUUGCACCGUGCUCGAUCUAUUCAAGUUCGUAGUGGUGAUCUUAGAGUUAAACACAACACAGCUGAUGAUUGCGUCAGCAAGAACGUCAAAGCCUUUGAAUGA